Molecule: messenger RNA, 1052 nt
Organism: Drosophila guanche
Lineage: Eukaryota; Metazoa; Arthropoda; Insecta; Diptera; Drosophilidae
Exons: 3
Coding region: 21-986 (321 amino acids)
Source: RefSeq, a predicted model, not a curated record
CACUCGGGAGUUCCAACAAAAUGAACAACUACAUUGCAUGCGCCUGUCUCCUGCUCGUGGCUGUGUCUGCCGCACAGGCCGCCUCGGUGGCAACGCCAGUGUGUGGCGGAAGCACUUCCUCGAAGAACAUCAACCUGGUGAACCCGGGCCAGCCGCCGCGGGUGUGCGAGUACCAGAUCAAGGCCUACAGCAAGUUGGUGUGCCAGUUGCGCAUCGACUUCGCCAUGACUCUGGCCCAGCCCACGCUGGAGACGCAGCCGGGCUCGGGGCUGACCUAUGCCGAGUGCACCAGGGACUCCUUCGAGGUGAACGGCCUGAAGCUGUGCGGAUCUGAGAUCUGGCAGCACAUCUACGUGCCGUUCAAUGCCACCGACGGAGAGUCCGCGGUGGAUCUAACCGUUUCCCUGGCCAAUCGCGCCGGUUCCACUGGCCUGCCUACGCCCUUCUGGGACAUGACCGUCACACAGCUGGAGUGUCCCCAGGGAGCAUCCGUGCGGGAUCUCGUGGAUGUCGAGACCAGGGCAAGCACCAUCAAGGAUGGCUUCUUCGUGGCCCCGCCCGGCUGCCUGCAGUACUUCCCCCAGGCCAAGGGCGUCGUCAAGUCCUUCAACUACAACGAGGGUGCCGGCAUCUAUCCCUCCCGCAUGAACUACGCCAUCUGUUUCCGCCGCACCGAAACCACCUCCGCACUCACCAUCCGCGCCUACCACUUCAACGUUGGGGCUCAGGAGUCCUCCAGCACCUUGAUGACCGACAACUCGUGCUACAGCAGCGACAGCACCAGCGAUCUGGAUGCCGACUUCCUCAUGGUGCCCCAGGCCACGCUCGAGGACAGCCACAAGCACGCCACCUACUUCUGCGGCUCCAUCCAGAAGGAUGUGGUCAUAUCAACCAACAAUCCUGGACCCCUGCUGGUGCUCUUCAACAGCGACGACGUUUAUAGGCAAUCGGAGGCAGGCUUUGCCUUCACCUACACUGUCGACUGAGCUGGCCGCAAGUGUGUUUACCAAAUUGUCCAUUCAGUUUGUCAAUAAAAUGCUUUUACUGUAAGA